Messenger RNA from Juglans microcarpa x Juglans regia, 1875 nucleotides. Its product is annotated as protein FAR1-RELATED SEQUENCE 5-like. Bases 1 to 1875 code for a protein of 624 amino acids. NCBI's taxonomy places the organism in Eukaryota, Viridiplantae, Streptophyta, Magnoliopsida, Fagales, Juglandaceae. Gene Ontology annotation, molecular function: zinc ion binding. The record is from RefSeq and is a predicted model, not a curated record. The transcript has 6 exons.
AUGGGCAAAUCACCUGGAUAUGUAAGGGAUUUGGGUGGGACGGUUGUGUCAGAAACAUUAAGAACAACGAGAAGUGGUGAAAGUGCAGGUUGUUGGGUACUUAGCACUGCAGAGUUCGUGUUCAUGGGUGGAUCUGGUAGAGGCCAUCAUCUCAGUGGAAAUCAUUCGAAACACUGGGACAUACUAUCAACUUGUCCAAACAUCCCAAAUUACAUGCCUGCUUACUAUGGACCAGUGCCUGCGUGGUCACCGGCUUUUUUGCCAUAUCCAGUUGGUAACCAAUAUCCAAUCAACAUACAGCAUGACAUGGAACCUUUGAGUCCUCUCAUCAAUAGAAGCUCCGCUACAAGCAGACUAGUUGGUUCAGAUGAUAAUAGACUUGAUGGGGUAAAAACUGAUUCGCUAUGUACAUCUAGAGUUGAAGAAAGCAAUGAGGAUAGAUCAAAUCCACGGGAAACCGAUGAUGGCAAUGCCGGUUCAUCUCAGAAUGUGGAUUGUGAUGAUAUGAUUGAGGAGCCAAAGUCAGUGAUGGAGUUUAAUUCCCUGGAAGAUUUAAUCAAUUAUUAUAAGCAAUAUGGUAAGAAAUGCGGGUUUGAGGUGAUGACAAAAAAGGCUGAGAAGGGAGAUGAUGAAACUGUUAGAUAUGUCACCCUUGUUUGUGCCCGCGGUGGGAAGGCCCAGAAUAGAAUUUUGAAUGUCGCCAAUCCACAUCCGACAGGAAAGACUGAAUGUAAGGCAAAGAUCAAUACGUUAAAAUCUGAGGGAAAGUUCCAGUUGACUACAGUUCAUAACAUACAUAACCACUGCCUUAGUCCAAAGAAAUCUCGUUUCUUUCGAUGUAAUAGAAAAGUGAGCGAUGCUCUAAAAAGGGUCUUAGAUACAAAUGAUAUGGCUGGCAUCAGAAUGAAUAAGAGCUUUGGAUCUCUUGUUGUUGGCGCGGGUGGAUUUGGGAACCUCCCGUUUUUAGAAAAAGAUUGUCGUAAUUACAUCGACAAGGCAAGACAUCUAAGAUUUGGCGCAAGUGGUGCUGGAGCGCUUCAACAGUAUUUUUUACAGAUGCAGUAUAAAAAUCCUGGAUUUUUUGCAUUGAUGGAUUUAGAUGAUGAGGGGAGGUUAAAAAAUGUCUUCUGGUGCAUGGAUGGUAUAGCUCCAAAAGCUAUUAGAACUGAUCAGGACAGAGCCAUGAAAAAUGCCAUCGCUAUUGUUUUUCCUAAUAGGCGACAUCGAUUUUGUUUAUGGCAUAUAUUGCAGAAAGUUCCUGAGAAGCUUGGCUCCUAUGGAUCAUACAAGAGUGGGAUGAAAAAUGACCUGAUGAAAUGUGUGUAUGACACUCAAAGCGUUGAAGAGUUUGAGGAAUGUUGGGAACAUUUAAUUAUCACUUACAACUUGCAUGAGAAUGUGUGGUUGCAAAGUUUAUAUGCUGAGUGUGAGCAUUGGACAAACUCGAAGGAGUUUGUCGACCAAUUUGAGAACGCAUUGAAAAAAAAAUUUGAGAACGAAAAUACUGCGGACUUCCACACAUUUAAUGUCACAAUUCCCUGCAUAUCUAGAUCUCCGAUUGAGAAGAGGUUUCAAGAUUUGUAUACAAAUACUAAAUUCAAGGAAGUUCAGCAACAAGUUACCGGCAUCAUCGACAUGGAUCCAAAAUUACUUAAGACGGAUGGUUCAAUAAAGACUUACUUAGUAGAGGAUGAGGUUCGUCUGGAAGAAUUCACUAAGCUGGUUACGCAUUAUGUGGACUUUAGUGAGGAAGAUACAUUUGCAAAGUGUUCUUGUGGUUUAUUUGAGAUGGGAGGCAUAUUGUGUCGACACGUUUUGGCUGUAUUCAAAUGUAACGAGAUUAAAUCUUUGCCAGAUAGAUACAUUUUGGAUUGA